Messenger RNA from Thlaspi arvense, 750 nucleotides. NCBI's taxonomy places the organism in Eukaryota, Viridiplantae, Streptophyta, Magnoliopsida, Brassicales, Brassicaceae. The record is from the annotation of a GenBank genome assembly.
AUGGAAGAAAACGUAGAAAUCUCGUUGACGAUCUCCUUCUUCUUCUCUCAUCCUCUCUUCUACUGUUUCAUCACUUUUUACACUCUAAUUCUCAUCUACUUCCCUUAUGAUUCCUUUCGAAUCCUUCUCUCCCCUGUUCUUCUCAUCUCCGGUGCCCUUCUCCUCUUUCUUCUCCGUCUCGGUUCGACCCGAGAAUCAAUCACCCGACCCGGUAAAAGCAACGAAGGAGAAGCCCGAAGUGUGAAUCUCGAGGAGGCUGUAGAAUCUAAGGCUUUGGUUCGUGAUUCUUCGUCCGAAACUGAUUCCGACACGAAACCCGGUUUUGUGGAGUGGGAUUUGAGAGCACCAUUGGAGGUGAUACACGAAGCUUAUGAAGAGGACGACGAUGAAGAAGAGAAUCCGUCGGUGUCGGGUGAAAAAGACCCGACCCGAUUGAGGGAAACAGAGAGAUUCCCGUCGUUGUCGCUCUGCUACCCAGAAUCAGAUUCGGAAUCGGAUUCGGAUUCCUCGUCGGAAUUCAAUUUUCCGGAGAUCGGUAGCUGGAUCUCACCGGAGAAAGUGGGAUUCAGAUGGGAAGAAGAAGAAGAAGAAGAAGAAGACGGCGAUGGAACUCGAGGCGAAGGGUUGAUUGAGAUAAAGCUGGGUGAAUAUCAUCGUAGUAGCCAGGAAAAGAUGAGCAAACGGAAACAAACAGAGUUGGAUUUUCAUGCAGAGGAUGAUGGUUUGAUCGAGAUCGAUCUCUUUCCAUAG